Messenger RNA from Rhodofomes roseus, 801 nucleotides. RefSeq lists its product as uncharacterized. Gene Ontology annotation, cellular component: Ino80 complex. Gene Ontology annotation, biological process: chromatin remodeling. Bases 110 to 607 code for a protein of 165 amino acids. NCBI's taxonomy places the organism in Eukaryota, Fungi, Basidiomycota, Agaricomycetes, Polyporales, Fomitopsidaceae. The transcript has 7 exons. The record is from RefSeq and is a predicted model, not a curated record.
CCUUCACUAACGGGACUACUAGUAAGACUUAGACAUCUGGAUACUACGUUCUACCAUCCCGCUCAUCUGCCAGGUCCCAGUAAAUCACUGAACAGGAUUCCAACAGAUAAUGCCUCCGAAAGGUUUCGCCAAACGGAAACCGUUGACUGUGAACAGCGAUGGUUCCCCAACGCCACCGGUUGUCUCUCUUGCAGAGCAGUUUUCCUACAACCACUACCCUCGCCCCUUCAAGAACCCAGAAUACACGAAGAACACGAACAGGAGAACAAAGAACUUGAAGGCUGUCCUCGCGCAGGAACGGGAACGAGAACGGAUAGAGCGGGAACAAAGGAGGCAGCAGCGAGAGGAGCAGAUGGACGUCGAUGGCGCGGAGAAGGAGUUCAUCAUGGAGGAAGACAUGCCAACUUACUCGUCUAUUGAAGCACCUCCCUCUGUGCUCCCGCAGCGGAGAUGCUGCGACAUUACUGGGCUCGAAGGACCAUACACUGAUCCAGCCACCGGUCUACGCUACCACGACAAGAGCGUCUACGACAUGAUACGGGGCUUAAGUGCUACGGCUGCCAAGGACUAUCUCGCAGCGAGAGGUGUCAAUCCUAUCGUGAAAUGACCCGUCGGCUAUCUUCGGUUGUGCAGUGAAGUUUUUGCUCUUUGAUACGACAAGUAGCCUGGUCACAUACCAUCAAGGCCAAUUCCUAGCAUGAGGGGGGGCUGCAGUGUGUAUCUUGUCUAUUACACCAUAGACGUAGUCCGCGGCGCAUAAGGUGGCGAUUGCUAACGGCAAAGUACUACUAUGCGAACAUA